AUGGAAAGAUGUCACCCCCUUCCUCAACUAGAGGAGCAAUUCUUAACCAGAGUAUGGCUUGAGAAGUCUAAAAAAUUAGCGGAUAUCAAGAUAUUAUUUCCGGGACAUAAGGGCUUCCAAGCAUUCUCUCACAGCAAUAGCUGUCUGUGGGUUCAUACUGGCCGGACAAUGAAUACGACCAUUCUGUAUUCCACCAAUCAUGGGGACAUUAGUUCGACUCCACGAAGGAAAACCGCCACCGAUAUACUGUACUUUGGUGGUCUAUGUCCAGGCUUCUCUCCGUCAGGAAGGCCAUGGCAUAAUAUAAAGAUGGAGGUACACACCCAUCAUACUUCUAUAACAAUACCCCAAUGUCAAUCUAGAAGCUAUUCACCACUUGAGACCACUCUGUUUCGAUCCCGACACCAGGGAAAGCCUCAAACGGCAACCAAUCCUACGCUCUCAUAUCACCAACCCAACCAGCCCACGCCACCACCGGCAGAAGCAAAAGAAAGAAUAACAAAAAGCAAAGAUACACGCACACACACAUCACUUCGACUCCGCACUCCCUGGCCCAGAUGCCAACCAACACCAGCACAUCACCUUCCAAAUUCAUGUCAUCUCCACUUCCGAUCAUCUUCUACCUACAAAUCAUCCCAGCCCAUCAACGCCUAUGAACAAAACAACCAAACAAGCCAGCACCAAGACAAGUUACUCGGAUGGAAGCUUCUCUCCCAUUCUCAACUGCAAGCCAGGAGCGAUCAUCAUACAUAUGACAAGGAACAUUGCAUUGCAUGCAUUAUAUUUCCAUUAUGUUAUGGUAGUACGGUAUCCUAA
This is a messenger RNA of Aspergillus niger, 816 nucleotides long. RefSeq lists its product as hypothetical. Lineage: Eukaryota; Fungi; Ascomycota; Eurotiomycetes; Eurotiales; Aspergillaceae. The record is from RefSeq and is a predicted model, not a curated record. The coding region runs from base 1 to 816 and encodes 271 amino acids. The transcript is spliced from 7 exons.